Molecule: messenger RNA, 2445 nt
Organism: Xylaria bambusicola
Lineage: Eukaryota; Fungi; Ascomycota; Sordariomycetes; Xylariales; Xylariaceae
Product: ALG8 glycosyltransferase family ALG6
Exons: 2
Coding region: 283-2049 (588 amino acids)
Biological process (GO): protein N-linked glycosylation
Cellular component (GO): endoplasmic reticulum membrane
Molecular function (GO): dolichyl pyrophosphate Man9GlcNAc2 alpha-1,3-glucosyltransferase activity
Source: RefSeq, a predicted model, not a curated record
CCUUGCAGUUACUUAGCGAGCUUAGGUAGUUAAUUUAGCAACUAAAAUACGCUAAAUUACCUCCCAGGGUCCUGGAAUGACAACAUUACAGGGCUCCCAAUCAGUUCCCGCCAAUUGAUUACGAUACUUGCUACACCUAUUUGAGAUUUGCUCUACUCAGCGAAGAACCAUCAGCACAAACAUCGUAUCAAUCCUUCUGGUCAGGCCACAUAUACCAGGACCUCUCCGUGUCGACUUCAUGUCAUUCUCUCUCCAAUCUUCCCUCCCGAUCUCCCGGUGACUAUGGCCACUGCCUCAGCCAUGUCGUCGCCACACAAGCCCCGGCGCAAAGCGAAAAAGACAGCUCACUUCGACGCCAAUGUCAAGCCCGAAGCCCUCGUUCGAUCUCCCAGCUUUCCUCUAGAAGCUCUCUUAUGGCCCGCUCGGACUUCCCUUUCUCAAUGGGAGACACUACCCUUGAUUCUCAUGGCCGCGGGCCUCUUCCGCUGGGCUGCCGGCUUAUGGGGGUACUCGGGUCAGAAUAAACCUCCUAUGUUCGGCGACUAUGAAGCUCAAAGGCAUUGGAUGGAAAUCACCACACACCUCCCUAUCUCGCAAUGGUACUUCCACGACUUACAAUGGUGGGGACUCGAUUACCCUCCUCUCACAGCUUACCACAGCUGGUUGUGCGGUCGAAUUGGGUCAUUUAUCGAUCCUUCCUGGUUUGCCCUCUAUACGUCCCGUGGCUCGGACGACCCUACCCUCAAAAUAUUCAUGAGAGCCACAGUAAUUGUCUCCGAAUAUCUAAUAUAUGUCCCCGCCGUUGUCAUCUUUACUCGGAGAUAUAGCCGGCUUUUUGGCGUGGCGCAAUGGCCUGCCUCGCUCGCGCUUGUCGCUAUUCUUUUGCAACCAAGCACUAUUCUCAUCGACCAUAUCCACUUCCAGUAUAAUACUGUGAUGCUUGGCUUUGCAGUUGCUAGUAUGUCUAGCAUGCUGGCUGGUCGAUACAUGUGGGCAUCUAUCUUUUUCGUUGGCGCCCUGGGCUUCAAGCAGAUGGCCUUGUAUUACGCUCCGGCCGUCUUUGCUUUCUUGUUGGGUACCUGCAUUUCACCUCGGAUCAAUUCGGCGCGGUUCUUUGGCAUUGCUGCUGUGACUGUAGCAUCUUUUGCCAUAUUGGUCCUUCCAUUUGUUCUUGGUACCAUCUACGAUACGAGCAGAGGCAUUGUUUCGCGACCUGAACUUGAGGGAGCUCAGGCGCCGCUCCCCAUCUUCGCUUUUCUCUCUCAAUAUCUAGACACGUCGGCUGCUUAUUAUCCAGUUAUUGAACAGAUUGUGCAAAUGAUACACCGAAUCUUCCCAUUCGCUCGAGGAUUAUUUGAGGAUAAGGUUGCUAAUUUCUGGUGUGCGGCGAAUGUGGCUGUCAAACUCCGCGGCUAUCCUGCUGAACUCCUCCAGAGAGCUUCUCUGUUGGCGACUCUAGCAGCAAUCUUUCCGCCUUGCGCCAUCCUUCUUGUAAGGCCUCGUAAAGAACUUCUUCCUUACGCUCUUGCCUCUACGGCAUGGGGCUUUUUCCUCUUCAGCUACCAGGUCCAUGAGAAAAGCGUUCUUCUCCCGCUUCUCCCGAUGACACUUCUCCUUGCUGGCAAGCAAGGCUUAGGCAAAGAGGUCAGAUCGUGGGUGGGAUUUGCAAAUACUCUCGGAGCGUGGACGAUGUUCCCACUGCUUCAACGGGUCGGUCUGAAAGUUCCCUUUGUAGUACUCACAUCUCUUUGGGAGUAUCUACUUGGCCUACCACCAUUUUCUAUUAGUGCAUAUUUCCCUAAAGGCCAAAAUGCUGUGCUUCAAUGGGCGACAUUGCUGACCCAUGGUCUCUUCUACCUCGCCAUGACAAUUUGGCAUAUUGCAGAACAGACUAUCACCCCACCUCCUGAUAAGCCUGAUCUCUGGGUUGUUGCCAAUGUUGGUGUAGGUUUCUCUGGGUUCUCCCUCUGCUACCUGUGGUGCCUUUGGAAAUUGAUACAGGAAAGUGGCCUGCUAGGGGCCAACAAGAACAAGGUCAAGACUAAAUAAUCAUUUCUUCAGCAUGCCGGGUUGAAACCACGACAUUUAAGUUUAUGUAUGCACCAUUAUUGAUACCCCUCAAAGAAUUGAAACAUUAUGUAUUGCGUCGAGUUAUCUUAUGAACAACCCUGAUGAUGUCCACUAUCUAUAGAAGUAAAGACAUAUCUCAGUCCACAAUCAUCGAAAAGACUUUGUGACUUCAUAGGUCACUGAAUCUGGGAUUAAUGUCACAAGCCUUUGCGACGAUUACUCUUCGACAUCAAACAGUACAAACUGCUUCUUGAAGGGGUUAGGUUACAAGUAGCCCGGUAAUUAGGGAGAAUUGAGAAACUAGCCAUUUCAGGACAGGAUGAAGGGAUGAGAUUAUUCAUGUCUGUGCCCUGUAGAUUGUCCUUCGCUAGCGCC